AGUUGAACGGUGCUUGGAAAAUGCGAUCAACAGUGCCAGUGGUCCGGCUGGCAAUGGGAACACAACAAAAUACAGAGUUUUGACAAAUUGAACAAAGUUAUUAAGCAGAUCUGCCUGUGUUUGGUUGUGAUAGGCAGAGAUGUCUGCCCAAGACAACCCUGUAUCUGUCAUAAAGGAGGGAUUCCUGUGGAAAAGAGGCGAGCAUAUAAAGAACUGGCGGAAGCGUUACUUUAUCCUUCGUGAUGACGGGUCCUUCCUUGGCUUCAGGACGAAACCUGAACAUGGCCUCAGUGACCCACUCAACGACUUCACAGUCAGAGACUGUCAGCUUAUGCCCCAGGAGAAGCCCCGUCCAAACACAUUUAUAAUCCGCGGCCUACAAUGGACGACGGUUGUGGAGCGCAUGUUUUGUGUGGAGAGUGCAGAUGAGCGUCAGGAGUGGAUGGAGGCCAUCCGCUCUAUUGCUGCCAAUAUGAAGGGUGUAGAUGACGGAGGAGCAACUGUAUUUGAUAAAUCAAAAAAGAAAGUGACCUUGGAUGAUUUUGACUUCCUCAAGGUAUUGGGGAAGGGAACAUUUGGAAAAGUAAUCCUGUGUAAGGAGAAGGCCAACAAUCAACUGUAUGCCAUCAAAAUCCUCAAAAAACAAGUUAUCAUUCAGAAAGAUGAAGUGGCACACACUUUGACAGAGAACAGGGUUCUACAGACAACAAAACAUCCAUUUUUAACGCAACUCAAGUAUUCAUUCCAGACACCAGACCGACUGUGUUUUGUGAUGGAGUAUGUGAAUGGAGGAGAGUUGUUUUUCCAUCUGUCCAGAGAACGAGUAUUUACAGAAGACCGAACACGGUUUUAUGGGGCAGAAAUAAUCUCUGCAUUAGGAUAUCUUCAUGAAAAUAAUAUAGUCUACAGAGAUCUGAAGUUGGAAAAUUUAUUACUAGACAAAGAUGGACAUAUCAAAAUUGCUGACUUUGGUCUAUGUAAAGAAGAGAUGUUUUUUGGAGCCAGCACAAAGACAUUUUGUGGAACUCCCGAGUAUUUAGCACCAGAGGUGCUGGAGGACAACGACUAUGGCCGAGCUGUGGACUGGUGGGGUACGGGUGUGGUUAUGUACGAGAUGAUGUGCGGACGUUUACCAUUUUACAAUCGUGAUCAUGACAUUUUGUUUGAACUGAUUCUUGUGGAGGAUGUACGAUUCCCAAAGACUUUAACACAAGCAGCAACAACUCUGCUGGGAGGAUUGUUAAUAAAAAAUCCAAAGAAGAGGCUUGGUGGUGGAGAAGCCGAUGUGAAGGAGAUCACAGGCCAUCCAUUUUUCCAGCCAAUUAACUGGGAUUUACUGGUCCAAAAAGCAAUUCCACCGCCCUUCAAGCCUCAGGUGACCUCCGAGACUGACACGCGCUAUUUUGAUGAUGUCUUCACUGGAGAGUCUGUGAGCCUGACUCCGCCAAACAAGCAUGGGGGGCCAGGGGAGUUCCAGUUUGGGGCCUUCAACCUGGCCAAUGGAGGUCACCCUCUGGAGAGCAUUGACGAGGAGAUGCCAGAGGCUCUUCCCUACUUUGAGAAGUUUUCCUACCAUGGUAGUAAGGUGUCGCUGGCCCACAGCCAUGCCUCCAGUUGUAUGAGCUUUGAAACUACCUGGAGCACAUGACCUCACUGACAUCCAUAGGGUCAUGUGACCCCGAACUAAGUGGCAUUUCAUUUUAAAGGAUCUGCUGGCAUGGCCAGUUGAUGGUGCCAUCCACUGCUUUCAGGUCACACGGUCAAAUAAAUUUGGAUCAUGUGAUCAAGGCCGAUCAGAGAUGUGUGUUCACAAACUCUAAUGAACUGUUUGAUCAAUGUUGUUCAUAUUGUAACCAUUAGAUUUUUUAUGACAAAGAUCAGUGUACAUGUGUAAUAGUUACCUUACCUGUAAAUUUAUCUUUGUCAGUGUUCAAAGGAGAGGUGCUCCUGUAACACAGAUGACAUGUAUUUACUACAGCCGUACAGGAGUGAUUGAACAUACUGGUUAUGUAACAUGUCAAUCAAAUCCUUCAGUGACCUAUUUACGUGAUGUAACUUUGGUCGUUCUUAUUACAUGCUUAUUAACAGGAAGCAGUGGAUGGAUGAUACUUCAGAGCUACUAAGGUAGUGGUGUACGAUUCUUAGUGUUGUGCAGGGUAACAGAUCAUUGCGAAAAUGAACAUCCUUAAAUUCUACUACAAGGUUGGCCAUAUUAUUUAUGACCAAUAUGCAUAUGUUACACAUUUUGUCAAAACUCUUAAAACCUAUAUGGUUACGUUGUAGGAAGACUUUAUUGUACUAGAGUUGUAGUAUUUUGUUUAAGCAGGCUCAAGAAUUUUGUCACAUUUUAUGUACAAUGUAGUUGUGUAGUAAUGAUAGUCUCUAUAGUUUGAACAUCACUGUGGUUUGUUGCUUCAGUUAUCCCAAAUCUGUCGGAUUUUUGAGAUUAAACAAAUAUUUGUCAACUUUUUAUAAUACAUUGUAUAACAAAGUCCUGAGGUAUAAGUGUUGUUUGAAAACAGUUCCUACAUGUAUGUGGUCAACAUCUUGCAAUGGAAGAUAUCUUCUUCAUAUUAAGGGACAAAUUUCAUUGAGGACAUUUUAGAACCAUGAAAUAGGAGGGGUAGUUUUAUGUUGUUGCUAGUUUGAUUUUUUUUUUUAAUUCCCCCAAUACAACUUGUCAUUUUAAAAGCAACAGAUUAUGUUCUUAAGAUUAAAUUUACAAACAAUAUGUGAACACAUGUUAUUGCAGGUCAAGUUGUUGUUUGAUAUUGUAGCUGUCGAUAACUUUUCUGAGUAGCUCGGAGUGUGGCAUAUGUGCAGGUAUUAGAUACUUAAAAUCAUUAGCUGAGCCACCGGAAUUAUCAGAUAGCUGUGAGGCAUUAAAUUUACAGUGACAUAGAAAAAAAUCAUGCUUUCCUAUUAAUGCUUUCCUUUAAUGGUGCUCCUACAAGGAAUAGCAGUUGCAUCUGUAUUGAGGUCAAAAGUUAAUGAGUAUGUGAUGAAUGACAUUUUUGUGAGUAUAAUUAUGCCUGGGCCUUCAGUUUUACUGACCAAUGAAAUGAGUAAUUUCAUCUUAUCAUGAGAAUGAAUUACAAACUCUGAAAUCAAGCUAACAGUAUACGUAAUUGGACUUGUUAAAAUUGAUUGCGAAUUACAAACUGUAAAAUCAAGUAAACAGCAGUUUUGUUGAAACUGAGAAUUAAUUGCUAUCAUCCCUAAUUCUAAAAGGCAAUGUGUAUGAUAUGACCACAGCAAUCAAGUCUUCUUUGUUCCAGGUCUGCUUUUCCCUAUUGAGUCAAUUUUAUUAAAGGAAGUAAUUUGAUAUCAUAUGUUUUAUUCAAAAACUUUGAAAACAAGAUAUAUGCUUUUCAGCUAAAUAUGUUAUGUAAAUUUAAGUCAGUUAACAACAAGCAAACACUUUUUCUGGAUGGAAUAUAAUUGGAUAUGAACAGAGAAAGUUGUGUUGAUUAGACUAUAUAAAAGAGUAAGAUUAGAUAUACCAGGUAGGAAAGAUGGAAUGAUACACUCCAGGAAUCUGUAGGAAAAACUGGUAAAUAAGCGAGACCUAUUGUAGUGUAGGAAAAAUAGGUAAAUAAGUGAGACCUAUUGUAGUGUAGGAAAAAUAGGUAAAUAAGUGAGACCUAUUGUAGUGUAGGAAAAAUAGGUAAAUAAGUGAGACCUAUUGUAGUGUAGGAAAAAUAGGUAAAUAAGCGAGACCUAUUGUAGGGUCACUAUUCCUCCACAAAAUCUACCCAGUCUCUUACUAUCCCUGUCUUAGUAAGAAAAGAAACAGAAUCAAUAUUGAGAUCAGAAAUAUACCGCGGUACAUGAUCCACUUUCAUCGUCACAUGUACAUUAUAUGACAACGUAUGAAAGUUACGUGAAUAUGAGACUGCUUUUUACAGAUUGAUUUAUACAUCUGCUAUGUGCGAUGUGAGAUUUUUGGCAUGGACCAAGACAAGUUUGUUUCUAAAUAAAUGAUUUACAUCCAUACAGCAGAAAUUCCAUUAGUCAUUCAUGAUCACAGCUUGCAUUGUUUAUAAGUGAGGGCAGUCUCCAAAAUAUUAAAAAUUACUUUUAUUAUCAGAAAUUUUAUGUGCUACAAUUUAAGAAGUAAAUGUGAAGGACCUUGUGACCCAAUGUCAGCUGUUUUACAUUUAAGCAUUGAAGAUAUCUGUUUUUAUUGGAUUGAUAUAUGAGUUUAAUUUAACGGCUUCGAAUUCUCUGAUAAUGACUUUACAUGUGAAGUAUGGUGUAACUCGGUACGUUUUAGAUCAGUGUAACAAUUUUGCUGAUUUGAUGUGAAAAGUAAGUGUAAAGACGUUACUAAGUGGUCUGCAUUAGGCCUGUUGUAUGUGUGGUAUUCUGUGAUUUUACGAACAUAUGUGAUAGUUGUAUUUUUGAUAUUUUAGAUUGUAUAAUGUGUGUCAUCUAACAAAAUUGUAUGUACAUACAAUUGUAGCUAUUUAGAAUUUAACUUUAUGGAGGUAGAAAAUGUCAUUUGCACAUUUUUUAACACAUUAAAUAUCAGCUUAGUUUGGAAAUAAUGUACAUAUUCAUCAUCAAAAAUAUGUAGAAUGUGUAGAUUACAUACUUUUUGAACCUGGCUCUGUCAUUGUUUGUCAGUUUUAUAAAACAUUACUAAAACAUAAUUCUUCUGCAUCUAUUAAAAGAAAACAUUUUCUCACACUUUCUGCAGACCAAAGUUGGCAAAAAGAUAACAGAUGAUGUUGACACUCAGUAUAUUAUUAUAAUAACUCUGGUCCUAUUAUAGUUAUAACUCUGGUCCUAUCAUAGUUAUAACUCUGGUCCUAUCAUAGUUAUAACUCUGGUCCUAUUAUAGUUAUAACUCUGGUCCUAUCAUAGUUAUAACUCUGGUCCUAUUAUAGUUAUAACUCUGGUCCUAUUAUAGUUAUAACUCUGGUCCUAUUAUAGUUAUAACUCUGGUCCUAUUAUAGUUAUAACUCUGGUCCUAUUAUAGUUAUAACUCUGGUCCUAUUAUAGUUAUAACUCUGGUCCUAUCAUAGUUAUAACUCUGGUCCUAUUAUAGUUAUAACUCUUGUCCUAUUAUAGUUAUAACUCUGGUCCUAUUAUAGUUAUAACUCUGGUCCUAUUAUAGUUAUAACUCUGGUCCUAUCAUAGUUAUUUCUGGUCCUAUCAUAGUUAUUUCUGGUCCUAUCAUAGUUAUUUCUGGUCCUAUUAUAGUUAUAACUCUGGUCCUAUUAUAGUUAUAACUCUGGUCCUAUCAUAGUUAUAAUUCUGGUCCUAUCAUAGUUAUAAUUCUGGUCCUAUCAUAGUUAUAAUUCUGGUCCUAUCAUAGUUAUAACUCUGGUCCUAUCAUAGUUAUAACUCUGGUCCUAUUAUAGUUAUAACUCUGGUCCUAUUAUAGUUAUAAUUCUGGUCCUAUUAUAGUUAUAACUCUGGUCCUAUCAUAGUUAUAACUCUGGUCCUAUCAUAGUUAUAACUCUGGUCCUAUUAUAGUUAUAACUCUGGUCCUAUCAUAGUUAUAGCUGUAUUGCACUAUUAGUUAGAGCUACUAUCCUGACAGGUAAACCUUUUAGUUAGAGUUACUAUCCCGACGGGUAUACCUUUUAGUUAGAGCUACUAUCCCGACGGGUAUACCUUUUAGUUAGAGUUACUAUCCCGACGGGUAUACCUUUUAGUUAGAGCUACUAUCCUGACGGGUAUACCUUUUAGUUAGAGCUACUAUCCCGACGGGUAUACCUUUUAGUUAGAGUUACUAUCCCGACGGGUAUACCUUUUAGUUAGAGCUCCUAUCCCGACGGGUAUACCUUUUAGUUAGAGCUACUAUCCCGACGGGUAUACCUUUUAGUUAGAGUUACUAUCCCGACGGGUAUACCUUUUAGUUAGAGUUACUAUCCCGAUGGGUAUACCUUUUAGUUAGAGUUACUAUCCCGACGGGUAUACCUUUUAGUUAGAGUUACUAUCCUGACAGGUAUACCUUUUAGUUAGAGUUACUAUCCUGACAGGUAUACCUUUUAGUAAGAGCUACUAUCCCGACAGGUAUACCUUUUAGUUAGAGCUACUAUCCCGACGGGUAUACCUUUUAGUUAGAGCUACUAUCCCGACAGGUAUACCUUUUAGUUAGAGCUACUAUCCUGACAGGUAUACCUUUUAGUUAGAGGUGUUAUCCUGACAGGUAUACCUUUUAGUUAGAGCUACUAUCCUGACAGGUAAACCUUUUAGUUAGAGCUACUAUCCUGACAGGUAUACCUUUUAGUUAGAGUUACUAUCCCGACGGGUAAACCUUUUAGUUAGAGGUACUAUCCUGACAGGUAUACCUUUUAGUUAGAGGUGUUAUCCUGACAGGUAUACCUUUUAGUUAGAGCUACUAUCCUGACAGGUAUACCUUUUAGUUAGAGGUGUUAUCCUGACAGGUAAACCUUUUAGUUAGAGCUACUAUCCUGACAGGUAUACCUUUUAGUUAGAGCUACUAUCCUGACAGGUAUACCUUUUAGUUAGAGCUACUAUCCUGACAGGUAUACCUUUUAGUUAGAGGUGUUAUCCUGACAGGUAAAUCUUUUAGUUAGAGUUACUAUCCUGACAGGUAUACCUUUUAGUUAGAGUUACUAUCCUGACAGGUAUACCUUUUAGUUAGAGCUACUAUCCUGACAGGUAUACCUUUUAGUUAGAGUUACUAUCCUGACAGGUAUACCUUUUAGUUAGAGGUGUUAUCCUGACAGGUAAAUCUUUUAGUUAGAGUUACUAUCCUGACAGGUAUACCUUUUAGUUAGAGCUACUAUCCUGACAGGUAAAUCUUUUAGUUAUGACAUCAGUCCUUUUACUGUAAGUAAUAAUUCUGAUCAUUUUAAACUUUUAUGUUUUAGAAAUGAUUAUCAAUGACAGCUAGAUCUGUAAGAGAAAUUGAAUAAAUAUUGAGUUUACCCUUGAUGCUGACUCUUUUAAGCAUGUAUAUAUAUAUACUUUUUAAAUCAUACAUAUAUUAAACAUCCAGAUGUUUUAACCAAAAAUUAUACAAUUAACAGUAUAUCAAAGUUGAAAUAAUCCAAAAUGUAUAGUUAUGGGUGUUUCACUGGAACAUGAACACCUCACUCUAGGGCAUUAUAUAAUACUAGUGAGGUCAACACGCCUAGCUUUAUGGAGUGUGAUCUGCAGAAUAUAUAAACCCACACCUGAGUUAUUUAUAGGGAGUGUGGUCUACAGAACAUAUAAACCCACACCUGGGUUAUUUAUAGGGAGUAUGGUCUACAGAAUAUAUAAACCCACACCUGGGUUAUUUAUAGGGAGUAUGGUCUACAGAAUAUAUAAACCCACACCUGGGUUAUUUAUAGGGAGUAUGGUCUACAGAAUAUAUAAACCCACACCUGGGUUAUUUAUAGGGAGUAUGAUCUACAGAAUAUAUAAACCCACACCUGGGUUAUUUAUAGGGAGUAUGGUCUACAGAAUAUAUAAACCCACACCUGGGUUAUUUAUAGGGAGUAUGGUCUACAGAAUAUAUAAACCCACACCUAUUUAUAGGGAGUAUGAUCUACAGAACACAUAAACCCACACCUGGGUUAUUUAUAGGAAGUGUGCACGUGGUCUACAGAAUAUAUAAACCCACACCUGGGUUAUUUAUAGGAAGUGUGCACGUGGUCUACAGAAUAUAUAAACCCACACCUGGGUUAUUUAUAGGAAGUGUGGUCUACAGAAUAUAUAAACCCACACCUGGGUUAUUUAUAGGAAGUGUGCACGUGGUCUACAGAAUAUAUAAACCCACACCUGGGUUAUUUAUAGGAAGUGUGCACGUGGUCUACAGAAUAUAUAAACCCACACCUGGGUUAUUUAUAGGAAGUGUGGUCUACAGAAUAUAUAAACCCACACCUGGGUUAUUUAUAGGGAGUGUGGUCUACAGAAUAUAUAAACCCACACCUGGGUUAUUUAUAGGGAGUGUGGUCUACAGAAUAAUUGAUAGAAGUGUGAUAAAUCGUCUCAUAUCACCCGUCGGUGAGAUUGCAUCAUUUACAAUCAUUGAUCUUAACAGAAUAAGAAUCCCAUCAGUAAUGUAUCUAUAGGGACUGUGCUAAAUGAAAGUGAUGUUGACAUAAUAUUGUUAAGUUUUAAAAAAUGUUUAAAUGUAGCGUUCAUUGAUAACUCUGUUGAAUAAGGCCUAAAAUGAGCUGCCCUGUCUUAAGCCGUUAUGUACUCACCAUCAUCAGAUUGGGGCUAUUCAAAUCGCCCUGCAUCGGUGGUCCAUCUGUCCGUAAAUAAUCCUUGUUAUCGCUAUUUCUUGAACAGUACUUGAGGGAUAUUUCUUAAUCUUCAUGUGUUGGUUCUUCUUGGUCCCUUGUUGUGCCAAUUUAAUUUAGAUUUUUGAUUAGAAAAACAAUUUUGGGAACUGAAGAUUAUCAUCGCUAUUUUUUUUAAAUGAACUGAAAGGAUUUGUUUCAAACUUCACAUUUAGGUGUCACCUGUUAUCAGAAUAUAAAGAGGAAAAAUUGAGAGAUGAGUCUGAUAUAGGACCAAUAAAGAUCAUUCAAUGGUGUGCACUAAGAUCCCUCUGGUUGUCUAGAUCUUGUUUCAUAGACUAAGAAUAGUAAAUAUAUUUGAUGUUUUCAGGAAAUUCAGGUCGUUUUCAUACUAAGGCUGAAAGUCACUACCUCGAUAGUUAUGGCUUCAUGUUAUUGACUUUUUAGCGGCUUUUUAAUGUUGUUGUGUUUUUAAAUCUUUUCUAAAUGAAUUUUAAGUACACUGUAAUUGAAUUUGACAGAUUUUAUCAUGGUUGUUGAAAUCAUCUGGAAAUACAAAGAAAUCCUACCCCUACUUAAGACUACUCUGUACUCUAUAGACUAGCAUCCACCGUACCAAUAACCAUAGGCAUAUUACUGAUUGGUUAAAAUAUUUAAGCUUCAAAUUGAUAUUGUUAUGAUAUGUAAGAAAAGUUUUUACUUUUAUCUCCUAUUUGCAUAUAAGAUAUACUUAAUAAGAAAUAUCACUCUUUUAUAGAUAAGUGUUUGGUUAUACAUGUAUAUGUUGAUGUAUAUCACAUAAUAGAUUGAAUUCAAAUUGCUCUAUAUUCUUGUGUGACAGAUGUGUACACUACUUACUCCUUUGGUAGUUGGGUAGCUUACACACCUACCAGUAUGCCAUUUUUGACAUGUAAUAUUUAAUGUUGUUCUCUGGAAUAUACAGUCUUGAAAUUUAUACAUAGAAAUACUUUUGACACACAAGUUGUUGAUUGUGCUAACACAACUGUUGAUAAUGUGUAGAAAGUUGAGGGGUGACAACUCUGUGUGAUUGUGUAGAAAGUUAAGGGGUGUCAACUCUGUGUGAUUUGAAACAUUUAAUAGAGGAAUGAUUGAUGUAACAUUAAAAAAAAUAGUAUUACCUAUGAAAGUUGCUGAAGACAGAUUAAAACAAGGAAUACAUUUAACAGAUUAUAUCCUGCUACAUAUUGAAAUAAUAGUAUUAGAGGUAUAGUAGGUUAUUAUGACGAGUAUUGACCAAACAAACUCUGUAAAGUGUGAAUGAAGACAUAUUGGACUUAAUUUGAAAAUCCAGUUAUAUAAUGAGAGUAGAAGGUUAUACAUGUAUAAGGAGAGAGAAGUGUAAAAUUUGUUAUGUUUGUUAAUCCAAUUGACAUGUAAUGCAUACAUUGUGCAUUUGCAGUACAAGUAAACCUCAUUUGAAUAUUUGAUACCGAUGUAUAUGAAAUAUAUGUAAAACUUAAUGUAAAAUAUUGAUUUAUUAUAAUUAUAGUUUGAAGUUAUCAAUACAAUUUCUUUGGCAGUUUGGUGAGAAUUCAAAGUUCAAUCUUUAGGUGUCACAUCCUCUUAUAAUUAUAUCGUGAAUGACUUUUGGGUAAAGAACCUUGGCUCUGUCACUUUAUUUUGUGUGGUUAUAGGAUUAACACUACAUCCUUAUAAGUCCUAUCGGUGGUACUGGGGUACUAUAGGUUUCCUCUCGGUCCAUCUUGUACACGUACAUCCUCGUGUAUAUAAUGCCAAGUUUGUCAGUGCUUUAGGGGCUUUAUUCCUUGAGGGAUUAUGGUCAAACUUCACACAAUGGACCAUAAUAUCUCGGACAAGUUCAGAGAUUUUAGGUCAAGGUCACUGUUACUAUUUAUAGAAAACCUGAGAAAUCAGAAAUUGAAAAAAUUACAAAAAUUUUCUCUAUUGUUUGUAGGUAAGAAUGUUAGGUAUUACUUAAAAUUAGAGGAAUAGAGGAAGGGGGGUUAAGUGUAAGAUGUUGAGUUAUAGUAUAUAAAGACCCAAAUGUUAAACACUUGAAGAACUGUAGACUGAAGGGCCAUGGUAGGACUCUAAAUACUUUAACCAUACUACCUGGUAUUGUCUCUGUAUGUGUUGGUGUGGAAGGAUACAGGCAUAGUCUUUAGGAUUAUAAUAACAAUUAUCCUAGAUUGACCAAUUAUGUGAUUAAAACAUCCUAUAUAUUGAUUGUAUGAAGCAUUGUAAAUACAUGGUGAUAACCUUCUUGUUUGUAAAAUUAAGAAGUUAGUUACCAUGCUAGAUCAAUAAACAAAAUCAUGUACUGUC
Molecule: messenger RNA, 10520 nt
Organism: Pecten maximus
Lineage: Eukaryota; Metazoa; Mollusca; Bivalvia; Pectinida; Pectinidae
Product: RAC-beta serine/threonine-protein kinase-like
Exons: 11
Coding region: 140-1648 (502 amino acids)
Biological process (GO): protein phosphorylation
Molecular function (GO): protein serine/threonine kinase activity; ATP binding
Source: RefSeq, a predicted model, not a curated record